GAACUGACCGACAGGACCGUGCCUGGCUUCAGAGGGCAGGAAUCCAAGCCCACCCCAGCACAGCAAGGCCCCUACCGAUCCCACCAUGAACUGGGCUGCAGUGAUACCUGGGCUCAUCGUCCUGGUUUUGAAAGUGAUUGGAUCAACGCUGUUCCUCCAGUACUUUUCAGAGAUCUUUCCACCUGAGACCUUCAGUGACCCACCCAACGCCACCACCAGGAGCAGCGGGACAGCUUGCCCCAUUCUGUGGCAAUUUCAUGGGGGGAGAUGCUAUUUCUUUUCCACCCAAGAGAAGGCCUGGAACCAGAGCUGGGAUACUUGCACCCAAGAGGACGCCUCUCUGGCUGUUGGUACAAGCAGAGCAAAACUGGAUUUCCUCAACUCAAACACGAAAUUCGAAUCAUACUUUGUCGGCCUGCGUUACCACCACUCCGAUAGCAAGUGGAGAUGGGUGGAUGGCAUGGAGCUCAGUGCUGACAUAGCUAUAACCCGGCGGCCGGAUUUCGACUGUGCCACAGUGGGAUUUGGCAGAACACUGAGCCCCACACUGUGUGACAAUGCCCACCGCUGGGUCUGCGAGAAGCCCGCCCAGUGA
Messenger RNA from Tachyglossus aculeatus (Australian echidna), 595 nucleotides. RefSeq names its product C-type lectin domain family 5 member A-like. Bases 86 to 595 code for a protein of 169 amino acids. The record is from RefSeq and is a predicted model, not a curated record. Lineage: Eukaryota; Metazoa; Chordata; Mammalia; Monotremata; Tachyglossidae. The transcript is spliced from 6 exons.